CUUACAAGCUCCAGGAUGAGGACAAUAUGCUUUCUUUUUCUUCUGGCUCAGUGGGCCAAGAGUUCACCUGGUGAACUAAGCAGCCAGGAGAAGAAAAAUGAAGAGGCAAGUGAGAAUCUUCUUAUUCGGAGCAAGAGGAGAUGGGUCCUGUCGACUUUUGAAAUUGAAGAGGAACUUCCUGGACCUUAUCCCAGACUAUUCACAGAGUUGCACAAUGAUCAGUACAAAACUGGAGCCACCAAAUUCCGUAUCAAUGGCCAGGGUGUGACAGAGAAUCCAAAGGGUGUGUUUUCAAUUAAUGAACAGAAUGGGGAACUCUACAUACAAAAGCCCUUAGACCGGGAAGCGUACUCCAUUUUAAAAGUGCAGUUUGAUGUGUUGGAUCAGAAUGAUAAAUUGGUUGACAAAUCAUUAUAUUUCGAUGUGAUCGUAAAGGACAAGAAUGAUAAUCCACCAACAUUUAGCCCUAGAGUUUAUGAGGUUAAUCUUCCAGAGAACCUAAAAGAAGGUAUGCUUCCACUUUCACUGACAGCAAAUGACAAAGAUGAGCAAGGCACAGAUAACUCUCGUAUCUCAAUGAGGAUUGUGUCCCAGUAUCCAGCCUCACCAAAAUUUUUCCUGGAAUCCGUUGUUAACAUGCAGAACAGCUUGGUCUCAAAGCUUGGCUUUACUGGAUGCUUUGAUUAUGAUAAAGUAAAGGCUUAUAAAAUCCUUGUUGAAGCUCGGGAUUAUGGGAAGCCAUCACUUUCAUCCACCGCGACUGUAAAUGUCUUCAUCACUGACUCCAACACACAUGCACCUGUGUUCACUCUUCCAAAGUUCAAUACUCAGGUUAAUGAGUCAGAAAACAAUAAGGAGAUUUUAAGGAUUCCUGUGAAAGACCAGGACACUCCCAGAACUCCAGCAUCCAGAGCAGUGUUCACUAUCCUGAAGGGUAAUGAGGAGGGCAACUACAAGAUAGAGACGGAUCCAGUUACCAAUGAAGGAGUGCUGACUGUCAUCAAGGGAAAGGAUUAUGAGAAAACUACUCUAGCUGAGCUGGAAAUAGGACUGGAGAAUGAAGAGCCAUUAUUUUUAUGCAUUGAUGGAAAGCCAGUUAAUCCUGUACCAGAGGCUUUGAAAAAUUACAGCACGGCUAAAAUUGCUGUUAAAGUAAUUGAUGUGAAUGACCCACCCGUGUUUCAGAAUAAAAUUCAGAAGGUUUACAGAUUUGAGGAGGAGGAGCCGGGAGAUGUGUUGUAUACACCCACAGUCACAGAUGAGGAUUCAGAUCCAGCAAACAUUAGGUAUGAGCUCGUACAUGAUCCAGCUAAGUGGAUGUCUAUAGACCCAAAGACAGGCAAGAUUACCCUGGUAAAGAAGAUGGACCGUGAGUCUCCCUAUGUCCACAACAGUACCUACACUGUCAUUAUGCGAGCGAUAGAUGAUGGGGAACCUCCUGCCACAGGUUCAGGCACUGUUGUGGUCUAUGUUGGGGAUAAGAAUGAUAACACACCUCAUCUAACUGCUAAUACUUUAGUAAUGUGUGGAAACAAAGCUGACAGACUCAGAGUCACAGCAGAGGAUGCAGAUGCUUUUCCAUAUAACGGACCCUUCAUCUUUACUUUUGGCGAGGAUGAUCCAAAGCUGCAGAGCCUGUGGAAGUUAGAACAAAACCCAGGGUCCGAGACCAUAUUGAUUAGUCUGAAUCGUCUGCCAUAUGGGAAUUAUUCAGUUCCACUGAAGAUUGCUGACCAACAGGGAGUACUAGGACAUGAUGUCUUAAAAGUGGUCAUAUGUGACUGUGGGAAUGGAGAUGUGUGUCUGGGCCCGCGACCUCGAUCGACCAGGCUCCAUGGAGCAGCUAUAGGGAUUCUACUGGGAACACUGCUGUUGCUGGCCUUGAUUGUCUGCUUAAGUUUUCACUGCAAGAAAAAGGAAUUCAAGCAAUUCGCGUGUACUGAUGGCAGCCCAAAAUUGAUGUCGUACAAUGAAGAAGGAGGCAUUUCAGACUGCAAGUCUGCUCCACAACUCUACCAAAGCCAAAAUGGAAUUUAUCAAGACGUGAAUCCUGACAUGACACGGAUUAAGGAAUGGAUUUAUCCCAGCAGUGCUGAUCAUUUUGCAAACCUUAGGAGAGGAAGUGGUCAGAGCCCAAAUGGCAUUUAUCAAGGCUUGAUGCCCGAAAUGAUAAAGUUUGAGCCACGGAUUUAUCCCAACAGCGCUGAUCAUUUGGCAAACCUGAAGAGAGAAAGUGUUAGGGGCUGGACUAAAAACAGGAAUAGUACAUAUAACAGCACAAGGGGUGGAUUCACCAGAUCCUUUAGGCCUGUGUCAGACUGGAACAUGCAAGAACACAUUGGAAGGUCUAUGCAGGUCCGUCCAUUCCAGGCACGAUUCUGAACCUGCCUGCUGUGCUUCAGCUCCCGCUCCAUCAGCCUUUGUGUUGCGUGUUCUGCACUAAGGUCAUGUCUUCUUUGGGUGACAGUAUUUCCCCGUGAUAAAAACUGGUGCAUUCAACUCUGAUUUGUCCCUCGGCUCACGGGACAGUGGUUGUAUGAUUUGCUGCCAAUAUUUCUAGUUUUAAACUAUAUUUGCCACAGUUAUGAGCUCAGCCUUUUUUUUGUCAGCUGCCUAGAUUUUGUAAAUAAUCAUACUGUCAUAUUGUAAACAUCAACAUGUUGUGCUUUCUGUUACGGGAGUGUCUUCUCAUUUUCUUUGAGGACGUUUGGAAAGAUAUUUGUCUUUUGUGUGUUUUAUAAAAAAAAAAUGUAGUUGUCUAAACUAAGUUUUAUAUCUUUAAAUAGUAGUUUAAAUAGACACUGUUUUUUUGUGGUGUACCACAAUUCAGAAUAACACUCACUUUUGUUAAAAAAAAACCCCAAACAUUUCAUUCAUGCAUUAUAACAAUUCAAUAUUGAUUCCAUAUAAUGCAUUCAACAUAUUAAAUCAGGUCAAGAGUUUCAGUUAAUAUUUAAAUAUUGGAAUGAGGGAAAAGUGUGAGUUUGUGACUUUAACAGUGGCAUGGACAAUGAGUCACAGUAACAUUGCCAGAUUGGUUAAACCUGUCAGAAAUAUAUAGUAAUCGUAUUGUAUAUAAUCACUAUGUACAAACUUCAUAAGCACAGACGUACCCAAGAUGGGCUGCUGAAAAAUAAAAGUAAAAAUUAAUCCAGUUUUAAACUAACCAGUUUUGGUCAGAUGUUUUUUUCUUCUUCUUUUAUUAUAUUGCUUUCAUUUUUGCCACUAAAACAUUUCUGAAAGUCUCCACAAUUACAUAUUAAUGGUGUUUAUACCGUACCAACAAUCAUGCCAAAGUCAAAAUUAUGAUAUCACUUGUUUAAUUUAUUCUGAUAUGAACACUAACACAAGCUCUGCAUGAGAUGAUAACUGCAUGACUGUAACUUUGUCUUUGCCAACCAGUUAGAUGAGAGACAUACAGUACUGUAAGUAGAUCUCUGGCCCAAUAAUAGGUAGGUUUCUUAUUUUUCUGCCAGUUAGUUGUUUUUAAAUUUUAAACCACUUUGAAUGACAUUAUGCAUGAUUCAAUGGGAUUCUGAUGGAGACUGAGUCCUGAAGAAGUAUUGGUGUGAAUAAGCGUGUUCUCUG
This is a messenger RNA of Clarias gariepinus (North African catfish), 3588 nucleotides long. Its product is annotated as cadherin-like protein 26. Gene Ontology annotation, molecular function: calcium ion binding; cadherin binding. The transcript is spliced from 20 exons. NCBI's taxonomy places the organism in Eukaryota, Metazoa, Chordata, Actinopteri, Siluriformes, Clariidae. Bases 16 to 2382 code for a protein of 788 amino acids. Gene Ontology annotation, cellular component: catenin complex; adherens junction; plasma membrane. The record is from RefSeq and is a predicted model, not a curated record. Gene Ontology annotation, biological process: cell-cell junction assembly; cell morphogenesis; multicellular organism development.